AUGUAAACAUUAAAAGAAUAUGUUCCAAUUGUAUUGAUCAAAGAUUAAAUAAGCAAAAGAGAUAGCAAUUUAGAAGCUAAUGAAGAGAAGUAUAUCAUAAUUUAAAUUUAUAGAAUUCAUUUCAAAGAAUAAGAAACUAAAUCUCCUAAGAUCAGCUUUCAUAUAAAUAGUUCCAGAUCUACAUCUAUUUAAAAUACAAUCCCUAAUUUUUUAAAGGCAACUGUAUUUCCUAAUAUCCUUUCAAGAACAAAGUUAGAUAUUAUUAGAUAUAGACAUUCUUAAUAAAUAUAGUUGGAUCCUGAUAAUUUAACAACUCAUAGGGAAUGUAAAUUGCAAUAAGAAAUAAAAACCAGAUAAAAAGAAAAAGAUAAAUCAAAUUCUAAAAUGCAUACUUAAUUUACAAAGGGUCCUUCUCAAAAACCAAUUAUAACAUAGCUUACUACUUUAAUUAAAGAUAAUUUCAGUAUAUCUGAAAGAACGAGUUCAUUUAAAUUUCGAAGUUUAAGUCCUGAAAUUGAAGGAUAAGUUUGGUAAAAGAAUAAUAAAGUGAACAGAAUUAAUAAAGCUUAUGAAAUAUAAAAGAAAAUUCAUCAUUUAGAAAGAUUUAAAACUUAUUGGAAAACUGAUGAAAUUCAACAAAUUUUACAGUAAAAGAUAGUUCAAAUUGGUGUAAAUACAAAGAAAGGUUUGAAAUAGAUAUUUAUUUUGAUUUUCUUACCACAUCAAUGUGUUAAUUUAAAGAGUUCUUAAAUUGAAGCUAAAUAAAUGUAAUUUAAUUUUAAUUUAUAGAACUAAUAACUUAGAAUUAAGUAUAUUCCCUUUUUUUAUACCAAUUUAUGAGAAAAUCAUAAAUGAUAAAGAAUUAAUAGAUAAUUUUAGAUAAUGGAUUUCAUAUUUUUUGGACAUUUUACAUUUUAGAAAUCAAAUGAAAUAUACAAAAGUGUUUACUUUAGAUAGUAUUGAAAUAACUCAAUUAAAUCAAUUACCUUAAUAUGAUAAAUUUUUAUAUAUUUAACUCUAAGUAAAGAUAUUAUUAAUUUUAGGGAUAAUUUGAUUUAUGGAUUCAAUUAAAAUAACAAUUGAAUCUUUCAGGAGAAUUUUAAUUAGACAAAUACCCAAAAUUAGCUAUAAAAUUAUUAGAUUUAAAAUGUAAGGAAGAUAUUUCAAGAUUCUUUAAAAAAAGAGAAAAUUUAUUACCAUUCUAUUUUAGAUAAUAAUAACAUGAAAGUUAAACUACUAUUCCUUCAUAAUAUUUAAUUGAAGUUGAGAAUGAUUUAAGAGAACCUGAUGAAUAAAUGUUUGAAUAAUCAAUAAUUUAAAUGAAUGAAUAAGAAUAAGAUACAUAUUUAAAAUUGUUGUAACAAUACAUAUAAUCAAAUAAAUCAAAAUAUUCCAAUAAACUUAAGAAUUUAGAAGAAAUGAUGAGAUAAAGAUUAGAAAAGAUAAAAGCAAUGAAAAGAUAUUCAAUUCAAAUUAAACUUUAAGCAGUAAACAUUAUAAUUAAAAAAUUAGAAAAAAUAUUUAGGUUUUAAAGAAGAAGAGAUAUUUGAGUAGAAAUUAAUGUAGGAAAAUGAAUAAACUAUUUAAGAAAUUUAAGAAGAAGCUUUUGAUGAGAUUAUGCCAUAGAACACACAUAUUUUCAAAAAAAAAUAAAAAUAGAAUUUAUCAAUAGAAGAUCCUUUUUAAUCGUUUCAAAAUAAGGAUAAUGAAAAAUUUAAAGAGAUUAUAUAAUUAAUUAAUAUUGAAAAAAUUAUAUUAGAGAAGAAUUUAUCAAGAUAAGAUAUAUAUUAUUAUUUAUCUCUUUUUAAAGCAUUAAUGGAUAGUGAUACAACUAAGAGAAUAAAAGAUGUUAAAUAUCCUACAUUAUUUAUAAGUGUGGAUUAAUUAAAAAGAGGAAUUGCUUUUAUAGCUUUAUAUAAAAAUACUGUUAAUACAAAAAAAUUAGCUGAAGUUUACAAUCGAAAAUAUUAAUAUUGUGAAUUUAUGGAAUUUUUAGAUAUUUUUACAACUGAAUAUAGAGUGACAGAUGAAGAAUUAAAGGAUAUAGAAUUAAAUAAGGAAGAUUCAAUUUAAAAUUAUAGAAAACAAUCAGUUUUUGGAAGAUAGGAAUCUUUAAGAUAAUAAAUUGAUUAAAAUUGA
Messenger RNA from Paramecium pentaurelia, 2139 nucleotides. The record is from the annotation of a GenBank genome assembly. NCBI's taxonomy places the organism in Eukaryota, Ciliophora, Oligohymenophorea, Peniculida, Parameciidae.